Molecule: messenger RNA, 7568 nt
Organism: Mercenaria mercenaria
Lineage: Eukaryota; Metazoa; Mollusca; Bivalvia; Venerida; Veneridae
Product: chromodomain Y-like protein
Exons: 8
Coding region: 63-2639 (858 amino acids)
Source: RefSeq, a predicted model, not a curated record
UCGGAUCGUAAACUUAAUUGGAAGUAAAAGAAAAUGUUUAUAACCGGCUGAAUUUCCUCAGAAUGGGCGCUGCCAUUUUAAUAGAAAGAGCCACCUGGCGGACACCGGCAGCGCUUCCUGUAAUGGCGGGCACCGGCGAAUUCGACUACGAGGUUGACAGCCUCGUGGAGAAGCGAAUUGGAGAAGGUUCCCAGGUUGAAUAUCUAGUACACUGGAAAGGCUUCUCUGCUGACUGGGAUACAUGGGAACCAGCAUGUCACCUUGAAAACUGUAAACAAAAAAUUAUCAAAUUUGAGAAGGAACGGAAGAAAAAAGCUGCAAAUACUCAAAAAAUUGUCAAGAAACUAGUAAAUAAAAGUAAAAUGGCCAGACAAGACCAAAGUCAAGUCACUUCAGUGAAACCAAAUUUCAAACGAAAGAAAAAAGAACCAAAAUCUGAAAAUAUGAGCAAGAAAAAAGAUGAAAAGUCUAACCAGAAUAUGUCAGCUUUGACUUUGGAUGAUGUGUUUGAAACAGUAGUUAAUGGAACUAGUUCUAAACCAUCCUCUAUUAAAAAAAAGAAGUCCCCAAAGGAUAAAUCUACCCCGCAAAAAGGGGACAAAAGUCAGAUUGCUAAGAAAAUCAUUAGUAGUGCUAAGAAAAAGACAAUUGCAUCGACACCCAAACAGAAAAAGAAAUUACUGAAACCAGCGAAAUUAUCGCCCUUUGCUAACAAGACAACUAAACCAAAGAAACUGAAGGAAGUUAACAAAAGGAAAUCAGACAGCGAUGUUUUAGAUUCCAGAAAAAUAGGUUCUGGAAAAAAAGUUAACAAGACAAAAAGUUGGACAGCUGUUGAUGAGGAAAUUUCAUUUUCAAGUGAAGAUGAAAUAAAUGAAAAAUCUUCAUUGAAAUUACAAAAAGACAAAAGUAAACAAAAUAAAAAGGACAAUGAGGUAAAACUAACAAAGAAAGCUGUCAAAAUAAAAGAUGUGAAAGUAAGUACAGGUAGCAAAGUAAAACAUGAGUCAAAUGCUGUUAAGAAAGGUCUGAAAGUCUCAAAAUUUUACAGUCCGAACCUGGGCUCAAAUACUAGCCAUAAAUCUGCAUUUAAACCAUUUAACAAAAAGAGGAAUCAUAUGAAACUAUCAGUUUCUCAUUUGAUAGGUGCAAAAAAGAAAUCAGACGGAGAUAAAUUGGAACUAAAUAAAAGUAUAGGAAACUCUGGGAAGCAAAAAAAGAAACUUAACUCAUUGCAGCAAAGGAAAAGAAAAUUGGACUCUUCUGACAUUAAAAUAGAGACAGACAGUGAUAGUGAUGAGGAGAUACUGUAUUCAUUGUCUGAUACGUCUGACCUAGCUAUAAAUGAUCCAGAUUCUAGUCAAUUUCAAGCUUCUAGGAAACCAGAUGCAGAUUCUGGAAGAUCAAAGUCGGAGAGUAGUGUGGAUAAAAGUAAGAAAAUAUUACAAAAGGGAAAGAAAGUUUCGGUAACAAAAUCCAAGUCAUCCUCGGAGACUACACCAGGAAAGUCCAAGAAAAUUAAACUGCUGGACAGUUUAAAACAAACCACAUCACCUGAGAAACUUGUGAGGCCAGUUUCUCCUACCCCAGUGUACACAACAGUGAAGCACACUACUCCGUCAGGGAGUGUAUUACAAUCUAGUCAGCCGUUGCUUGCUCAGCCACAGUGGGUAUUGGAUGAUGAGAUCACUCCUGGUACAGCACAAUCAGCUAGUUUGCCCAUCAGUCCAGCUUCUAUGUCAUACAAGGUAUUGUUGGAAAAUCUCCCCCAUCAGCUCCACCCAAAGAACAAAAAGAAAACAACAGAUAUAGUGGAGAGUGACAUUGAGCGUCGUGUCAGUGUGCGUGCGAGCGAGUGUGCUUUCAAGUACAAGGAAAUAGUCAUCAAGAAAUGUCACAAAUACACACAAAUAUGGCUCAAUACACACACCAAGAUGAAAAAUGCUCUCAAUCCAUUGGUUAUGCAAGAGAUCUCAUCAGCACUGAAUGCAGCCAAGUAUGAUGACAGUAACCUCGUUAUGUUCAGUGGUUUGUGUAAUGUUUUCUGUUCUGGUGUAGAUCUACACUAUCUUACUGUGGGAGAUAAGAAAGUUGCUGCCAGACAGAUGGCUGAUGCUCUCAGGGAUCUUGUCCGAAAGUUCAUCACAUUUCCUAAACUGAUUGUUGCAGUUGUGACCGGUCCAGCUAUAGGUCUGGGCUCAACCCUGCUACCUCUGUGUGAUAUUGUAUAUGCCAGUGACAAAGCUACCUUUUACAUGCCAUAUGCUCAGUUGUCACAGACACCAGAGGGUUGUGCCUCGUUUACACUACCAAAUAUUGUUGGCAUUGCUAUGGCGAAUGAGUUGUUGGUUGGAGGAAGGAAGAUUACAGCCAUUGAGGCAUGUCAGCUUGGGUUUGUAUCUCAGGUAUACUGGCCAACCAGUAUGAUGCAAGAAGUCAUUCCACGGGUACAGCACAUGGCUCUUGUCUCAGGGAAGGUACUUGAAACAACGAAGCUGUUGAUUCGAAGUCACCAAAGAACAAAACUUGAUCUCACUAAUGAAUCGGAGUGCAAUCUCCUUGUUGAAAGAUGGCCAGCAACUGAAUGCCAAAAGGCAAUAGAAGAAUUCCUCUCGAAUGAGAAAAAUUACAUGUUAUAAUUUUAAGUUUUGUAGUAGUUUAAGCUAGUGCUUUUUAAACCACAAUCUGUGGAUCUUGUAAUGGAAGAAAGAACUUAUUUUUCAGAUUUUUACUUGGUUUUGGCAGAGGUCUAUGGUUAUUUAUUAAGUGUAUACAUGUAAACAUUAAAUAACUGUGUAAUAGUCUGUAACAAGUGCAUGUCUCUAGUUUGAGCCAGGCGGAGGCUUGGUUCCCUAUUUCAGAAUUUAAAAUGUGUUCAUUCUACAAUAGAAUCUGUGUUCAUUCGUCAGACAGCUAGUCAUAAUUUUGUAUACAUAAUGGUUAGGGAGGAAAGGUUUUCUGUUCCUGUUACCUAGGCUAUAGUGUUGUCUCAAAAAGAUGUGGAAACAUUACUGUUACAUUACAUUAAUUUUUUUUUUCUCAUAACAGAAUUCAAUUGUUUAAGAGUCUGUAUAUAUUACACUUCUUUUAGUGUUAUUUCUAGAGCGACGCAGCGGGGCGCCCCGCUCUGCCCUUUUUUAUUGCCGCCACGCUGCCCUUAAAAUGUGCCCUCUUGCCUUUGAUCUUCUGCUAAAUCCCGCCAAUUUCCCUGUUGACAUGCCUCGACGAUUUUUUGAUCAGCAAAUUACGUCACGGCGAGUGCACACAGGUAAUGAGAAUCAGUGUAGUGUUAAAACUAAUUGAUAAAGAGAAUGGAUCCUGUGUAAUGUCAAAAAGGCGUUCGUAAGCGGCCAGCUGAUUACCGAGCACGUGAAAAGUGCCCUAGAUUCCUUUGUGCAAAAUUUAAAUUAGACCGUUGUUUAGUUUAAUAACAAGUAUAUAUCAAUGCAGUUUGAUUGAACUAAAAAAUGCACAAAUUUUAAUGAAUAUCGAAAGUAAAAAUAAAUUUAGAAUGUCCGUUCACGAGUCUUAUUCCUCCUGAUGUCGUAUGCAAUUUUUCUAUAUUUCCUUCAAAAAAGCUGACUGUCGAUGUAUUUUUUAUGAUGAGAAACAUCAAAAUUUGUGGAACUAUCUCUGGAUUACCCUAGUGAUUCAUGUAAACUGAAUAAAAACUACUUUCAGACAACAUUCCGAAAGUGUACCAGUAUCCGGAUAGUAUAUCUUGGAUAUGCGUUUUAGAAAACUUUAACCUGACUGUAAUAGCACUUUAUUGUUAAUGAAAUAUUGAUGAAAGACCUGGUCAACACAAAAUGACUUGAUAAUUAUUAGUUUACAAUGUGGCCUGAAACAGGCAUUUUACUAUGUUGUUUACAACAUGAUCUUGAUUUCAAGAUUAAGCUUAUAUUAAAGCCCUCCACUAUUUCAUAUUCAUAUGAAUAAGUUGACAUUCUAGGUGACAUUUUUAAGAGAAAGGCUUGAAUGGUUUAACCUAAACUACUAAGUAAUUAAAAGGCCUUUGUAAACUAUGUUACUGCCUUUGAAAACGUUUACUACUUUAUUUUGUGACAUUUCUUUUAUGUGUGCAAUAAAGAUAAAUGGAAUACAUAUUAACUAUAGACAUCUAGAAAUGCAACUACUGCUAUGGUAACUUUCACGUCUAAAAGAGCACCCUGCCCUUUUUGAGCUCUAGAAAUAACACUAUCUUUGGUACACUAGGAAGGCAGCAGGAAUGAUAUUGAGGCAGCAGGUAUUGGUAACAGUGUUGUGUAAAAAAGUUCUUAAUCACUUAUGUUAUUAAUGUAAGAAUUUGAUCUCUUUUUUAACAUUCAAUUCAAAACUCCGCUUUGUAGGUUCAGUGAACAAAUGUUGUAAAAAUCUGUUUGUUUUUGUUGAAGUUAGUACUAGGUAGUAUCUUUUUUUAGAAAAAAGACUGAAAUUGUACAUAUUUUAUGUGUAUUUAGUGAAUGUUUGACUGAGAGCGGUCUGUAUACUUUAUUAUAUUGCAUGAUUAUUAAGAUGUUAUUUAAUUGAUUAUUUUUAAAACUUGAUCUUUUUUUUUAUCUGGGCUAUCCUGUAGUUUUCUGUUGUGACUGGGUUUACUGACUUGGCUUGAUAGAAAGUUUCAUUGGAAAUUGUUAGUGGUAUCCAAGAUACUGCUUAAUUUGUAUUGAAGAGAAUUGUAUCACAAAAGGUUUGCAGCAUAAAUCCCUUGACUGUCAUCGCCUGAGUUCAUUAAGAUGAUAAAACAAUAGGAAGUAGGAGUAUAUGCAUACAAGUUGGCUGUUGAUUUCUCAGCUAUUUAAAGAAAACAACAACAGAAAAAAGCCUACCUUUUUUGCUUGCAUAUUGUUGACCACUCUAUGGUUAAAUGACAAUUAACAAAGAGCUUUUUAGUUUUAAAGAAUUUUUACAGCUAGUACAACAAAGUACUUAGUACACUACAUGUUUGGUGAUACAAAUUAAUUUGAAAAAGUUGAGAUUACUAAACUUCUGAUGUCAGUUUCCUAUUCAUAAGCAUUUGUUGAUAUAUACAAAAUUUCUUUGGACGGCUACCAAGUUCGAAAACUUGGGAACCAAUGCUUUUUGCGUAAAAAUAUUUUUUCAUUUAAUCGAGAUAAUUUUGACAUUAGGAGCUUCAAAUUAAUAGUUUCCUUGGGUAAACCUUAUUGCAACAGAUGUAUCUAUCUAACUCAGAUAUCAGUAGUCAUUAGUGAUUUUAUGCUGAUUGAAAUGAAAUUGGAAGAAUUAGUCAUUGUAUAUAUUAUUAUGUAAUAUUUAUUGAAGAAGAAAACAACUUUUUUACAUAAUAUCAGAAUGAGGAGUAAUUUAUUUUAUACAAGUGUCACAAGAUUGACAUAAAAAUUCAUGUUGUUGAUUUACAUUACUUAGUACAAAUUACAUGCAUAGUUGUUUUUAUACGCCCAAAGGGACGUAUUAUGUUAUGACGCCAGUGUCCAUCCAUCUGUCUGUCCAUUUUCGCUUUCCGCUCUGUAACUCUUGAACCCCUUGAAGGAUUUCGAAGAAACUUGACACAAAAAAUCACCACAUCGAGACGACAUGCAGAGCGCAUUUUGGAUGGCUCGCUUCAAGGUCAAGGUCACACUUAGGGGUCAAAGGUUUGUUUCAUGUCCGCCCUUUAACUCUUGAACUGCUUAAGAUUUUAAAGAAACUUGGCACAGAUGUUCACCACAUUGAGAUGUCGUGCAGAGUGCAUGUUUCAAAUGGAUUGCUUCAAAAGCAUAGGUCAUACCUUCGGGCAUAUAUUGCUCCGCAUUGCGGUGCUCUUGUUUUAUAGAGUUAUGUCAACUUAGCCAUUAUUAUUAAGUUACAGUUUGUAAGUUUACCUUGGCCGACUACUUAAAUUUGCCCACUUCCAAAUACUUGCCCUUUACCUCUGUUAGUUUGAGCACUGCAAAGAAACCAUCUAUUGGGUUUGCGGACAAUUUGGUUCUACUGUAGGUGAAAGCCCAUACCUGAAGUAGUCACUGGAGAGGCACCUAAGUCAACAAAAUUAUACCAUAUUUUGACUUUUGAGAGCUGUUUUAAUAGAAUCGAAAUUUAUGAUGUAAGAAUACUUUACGUUAUUGACAGAUACAAAGCUUUUUCCAUCUUAGCAACUGCUAAGGGUCCUUGAGACAUGGAAUAUCAAGGAUGUCUUGGAACCACAGUUUUUCUAUAACAGGAUAUGAGAGAAUUUCCUUGUGUACAUUUUUUGCAGAAGAUAUUUUUUUAUAAAUGCGUAAUAUAUUUUACAAAUUUUAAGGUUGUUCAUUUGCACAAUGUGGAAAAUUUGCUUGGAAAUAAAUUCAAAGACCAGAGUGUGAGGGGAACCAGUUAUGGUCUGCUUUACUUUCAUUAUUUAGUAUUUUGUUAAGGCGUUUUACCUCAUGCUUUCCAGUAGUUUACAACAGAUUUUAUUUUGAUAAAUCUCAGAGAAUAGAUAGUGAAUAACUAUCAACAAUAUUUUUAUUACACAUUUCAUGUAUAUUGAUAAUUGAUGUUCAGUAGGUACAUAUGUAUACAUGAUUUCUUACAGGCACAUGGACAUAUGCAAAAAAACUUUUCAAGUUACAGUAAAAUGUAAAUUUCAUAGUACUAUUUUACUUUUUUCCAACAUAAGUUUUGUGGUGUCAUGACUUUAAUGUGACAUUGUGUAAUUUAAUGUUUUUUUGUGCUCCCCCAUUUAGGGGGAGGGGCCACUUAUGACUUGCCUUUGUCUGUCUCUCAGUUCAUUUAAAAAUUUGUGUUGUGCAUUUUUAAAAAGUAUUUGACCCAUAGUCAUCAAACUUCACAGGAUUGUCAUUCAAAACCAGGUGUUUUAAUUGGCACUGCACACAACCACACAAGUCAAAAAUAUGCUUAAAAAGGGCCUAAAAGUUUGUGUUGCAAGUAUCUCAAAAAGUAUUUUACCUAGGACUUUGAGAUAUUAUAUAAAUAUUAUUCAGCAUGUGUAGUUGUGCCCCUGGGAUUUUGAUUGUGAUUUCACUCAGCAGACAAGAGUUAUGGCCCUUGAAUUAGUCAAAAAUAUGCAUAAAAGGGCAUAAAAGUUUGUUUCGUCUCAACCUCAAAAAGUAUUUGACUUAGAGAUGUAAAACAUUACAAGAUUGUUAUAUAGCAUAUGAAGUUGUGCACCUGGUGUUCUGUUUGGGAUUUCACUCAGCCAGACCAGAGUUAUGGUCUUUGACUUAGUGAAAAAUACACAGUAAUAUGCUUCAAAGUUUCUGUUGAAUAUUUCUUGAGCAAUUAUUGACCUAGAGUCAUGAAACCAUGGACAGUGACAGGAAAGGGGGAUGGCACCUGUGUCCUAUGGACACACAUCUAGUUUUUAUAAAGUUUAGGUUCAAACCAUUGAAAAGAGUUGAAAUUAAAUGAAAAUUUAUUUUUGUUUCACAUUUAAUUAUCUUUAAUACACACCUAUAGCUUUAGUACCACCGUUAGAUAUGAAACCUGCAUUUCAUGAAAACCUUGUUAAGGUACAAUUUCUUCAUCUAUAUUUUGAUACCAAACAGUUCUUGGCAAGUGUUUAUAAUGUGAUUAGGUACUAUGUGACAUUAAAUGAUCUAAACUAC